This is a messenger RNA of Nerophis lumbriciformis (worm pipefish), 1461 nucleotides long. RefSeq names its product dehydrodolichyl diphosphate synthase (gene dhdds). The record is from RefSeq and is a predicted model, not a curated record. Gene Ontology annotation, molecular function: ditrans,polycis-polyprenyl diphosphate synthase [(2E,6E)-farnesyl diphosphate specific] activity. Lineage: Eukaryota; Metazoa; Chordata; Actinopteri; Syngnathiformes; Syngnathidae. Gene Ontology annotation, cellular component: endoplasmic reticulum; dehydrodolichyl diphosphate synthase complex. Gene Ontology annotation, biological process: polyprenol biosynthetic process.
CAUCGUAAAAAGCGGUGAGUUGGAAGGAGAAAUGUGGAGAAAAGCUUGUGUUGUUGUGGCCGCAAUGUCGCCCUGCUCACUGCUUUGAAUGAAUGUAGCUGUGUGCGGACACUGCAGACUCCCGUUUAUCAGAAAAUGUCGUGGAUACAAGAGGGCGAGCUGAACUUGCUGGAAAGGAUUUCAGCCAACAUUCUCAAGGCAGGGCCCAUGCCCAAACAUGUGGCUUUCAUCAUGGACGGCAACCGUCGCUUUGCGCGCAAGAAAAACAUGGAACGGCAGGAAGGACACACGCAGGGCUUCAACAAGUUGGCAGAGACUCUUCGCUGGUGCAAGCAAUUGAACAUCCCAGAGGUGACCGUCUACGCUUUCAGCAUCGAGAACUUCAAGCGCCCCAAGGAUGAAGUGGACGGGCUGAUGGACUUGGCCAGGCAGAAGUUUGAGAGACUUUUGGACGAGCGGGAGAAGCUGGAGAAGCACGGCGUUUGCAUCCGGGUGCUGGGCGACUUGAACCUGCUGCCCCCGGACCUCCAGCAGGUCAUCGCCAAAGCCGUGCUCUCGACCAGAGCUCACAAUAAGUGUUUCUUGAACGUGUGUUUUGCCUACACGUCGCGGUAUGAAAUCACCAAUGCGGUGAGAGAGAUGGCGUGGGGGGUGGAGCAAGGACUGAUUAAAGCCAGCGACGUGUCCGAGGCGCUGCUGAGCGAGUGUCUGUACAGCAACAAUUCACCCAAUCCCGACCUUCUCAUACGAACGUCAGGCGAGGUGCGCCUCAGUGACUUCCUCCUUUGGCAGACGUCCCACUCGUGUUUAGUGUUCCAGUCGGUGCUGUGGCCCGAGUACUCCUUCUGGAACUUAUGUGAAGCCAUCCUGCAGUAUCAAGUCAACCACCAGUCCAUCCAGAGCGCUCGAGACCUCCAGCGAGAGCACCAGGCCCUCCAGCAGCUGGAGUCGGACCGCGCCUGCGUGGCCGAGCACCUGCGGCGUCACGGCAACGGGAAGCCCGCAGACGGCCACAGGAGGCAGGAAGUGCUGUCGCGCUACACCGCCUGCCGCCAAGAGCGAGUGCAAGACUUCAUCAAGGUGCUCAAGGAGAAGAGGGACUCUUUCUUCACUGACUUCCAAGCUGUGCCUCCAUGUUGAAAUGGAGCCCCAAUCCUGCCGCCGCAUCCUCCCUCCCAGAGACGGAGUUGUGUAGAUGAUGAAGGAAAAGAAUCAGUAGAGACAAGUUUCAUCUUUGGUUGGUCAACUUCACCCCUAUGGGGCUGUAGAGUUACUGUGAUAUUUAUGAUAGAUUUUAAAAUGUCUGCUCUUUUAAACGCAUGCAGUGAUGUGUUGGUGGUGUGACUUGUUGCCAGCACAGAUCAUCUGUGUCCUAAGUGUCAAGCCAAUAUUGUGAUCAAUAACUACAUUUUGACCAGCUUUAUGAACAAAUUAAAGUGAUUACUGAUUGUCAAACAAGGA